Molecule: messenger RNA, 3235 nt
Organism: Venturia canescens
Lineage: Eukaryota; Metazoa; Arthropoda; Insecta; Hymenoptera; Ichneumonidae
Product: KRAB-A domain-containing protein 2-like
Exons: 2
Coding region: 566-1870 (434 amino acids)
Biological process (GO): DNA integration
Molecular function (GO): nucleic acid binding
Source: RefSeq, a predicted model, not a curated record
UAAUUUUCUUCCUUAGUUUUUAAUUUCACGAAACGGUGAUGAAUAUAAUCAUCUCGAAUAUAUGUAUAUACGAAUGUAGGAGGGAAUAUGAGCACACCAACCAACCACCAACGAACCUCUUGAAAUUCAUCCGAACUCUAUCAGGCAGUGACCUGACCAGUAGCUAUAGAGCACCGGUUCGACUACCAUUACAAUACUAUCAGGCAGUCCAUGAGCUACGUUACUGUUCACAGCGUUUGCAGUAAGACACAGACGUAGUCUGAAAUCUGAAAGUCAGAAAUCAUCGAGACGAGACCACCAGGAAUGAAUGAAAAUAAUGAGACAGACUAACAUGGAGGUUAGGUGGACGCGUCUCACUAUAUAUACUGAGAGUCGGGAGACUAGACGACGAAUCUGACGAAUUGGAAAGAAGAAAAUCUAUAUAUGUCAAAGAACUCAGUGUAUGCCUGUACGUCUGAAUCAAAAUCGUUUUUUCCCCGUGAUUGUUUACACGAGUAUUUAUUCCGGUCAUUCCGGUACGUUCCGUGAUUAUUACAUACGUUUUUUGGUCGUGUAAUUGACCAUAAUGGAUGAGGCGUCGUCGAGUGAAAGAAGAUGUAACAAAGAGUGUAGAGAGAAAUUUUUAGCCGAGAUUUUAAAGAGCGAGAGUGAAAAAUCUACGCAUUUCAAUGUGCUUACAAGAGAAAAAUACAUGGAAUUAAUAAAAGAAGUUGAAGAGGCUCAAAAAACUGAGAAGAAAACAUCGCUUCAACAAAGACGAUUAAAACGUUUUAACAUCCUAGAAAUCGGUGGUUUAAAAAAAUUAGUUGCACGAAACGAUGGGAAUGAAAAUAUUAAGUAUUAUCUGUCAGCUGAUGAAGUCUACGACGUUAUAUAUACAGCUCAUGUGGCUGUGGGUCAUGGUGGUCGUGACAGAAUGUCAGCUGAAACAUCAAAGAAAUUCGCGAAUAUUACUAAAGAAAUGAUAUGCCUUUUUUUAUCAAUGUGCCAAGUCUGUCAGCAAAAGAAAACAAAGAGAAAAAAUUGCUGUACCUCCAAUAAACCAGUUUUACACACUGAUAUGAUAACGAGAUGUCAAGUCGAGCUUAUAGACUUCCAAACACAGGCAGACGGUAAAUUCAAUUUCAUCCUAGUCUAUCAAGAUUGUACUACCAAAUUUGUUCUGCUUCGUCCACUAGAGUCCAAGAAAGCUGAAGAGGUUGCUUACCAUUUAAAUGAUAUAUUUCUAACUAUAGGAGCACCGUGCAUUGUCCAAUCUGACAUUGGAAAAGAAUUUGUUAAUGAAAUUAUUUGUGAACUGAACAGGCUGUGGCCGGAGUUGAAAAUCAUUCCAGGGAAAGCGUGCCAGAGUCAAGGCCCCCUUGAAAGAGCCAAAAACAUUAAAACAAUGCUAAGCUCUUGGUUGAGCGACAAUCAUACUACAAGGUGGUCCGAAGGCUUGCGGCACGUACAGUUCAUGAAGAACCGAGCUUUCCAUCCCAGCAUUAAACAGUCACCUUACAAAGCUAUGUUCUCUACCGAACCCAGAGUUGGUCUUUCCUCUACUCUUUUACCACCGGAGUUAAUCAAAGAAAUACAAAAUGAAGAAGAUCUCAAUAAACUUUGUGGCGAUGAAAAUGAAAAUGAUACCGAAUCGUCGAAUAAUGUUUCACAGUCGGAUGAAAAAUCUUUUUUCAUUGCCAAAGAUGUUCAGAAAGCCAGAACUAUCAACACAGAAAAUCUUGAAAAACAAGCUAAGAAGAUGAAAACAAGUAGCAAUGAUUCACAUUCGUCCAAUGACGUUGCUGAAAACCCAACUUCUAUACCUGAUUUAUCCCUUUGGAACCAAAUUUGGCGGUCCACCGAUAUUGUGCUUCAGAACGGGGCUUAACACCUGCGAACAAAGGUUCAUAUUGGUGGAGCAGAAAAACCGAUAUAUGCCCGUUUUCUCCAACGUUAAUCCGAGUUCAAAUUCGGUUCAUCCUAUCUCGAAACUAUUGCCCGUUUUUUCCAACGUUAAUCUGAGUUUAAACUCGGUUCAUCCUAUCUCGAAACUAUAUGAAAAAAAUUAAACUGAGUUUGAACCGCGUCAGAGAAAACGGCCAUAUAUGAAAAAAAUUGAACUGAGCUUGAACCGCGUCGGAGAAAACGGCCAAUAUUCUAUCAUAGUAUCUAUCAUAGUACUAAGUAACGACGUUAAUAAUUGUAAAAUAACGAAAUUCAGCAUAAAUUUGAUCAGACUUUCCUGAUGCAUGACUCAUUACUGAUUUCUUUGCGUUCAUGGUAACCGUAACUUCAAACACAACGACGUAAAGUUUUUCGGCGUAAGUGUGUUAAACGCCGAACUGGUUUCUGCUAUGCCAAACUUAUCCAUCCAUCGCACUAUAUGCCUUGAAUAAAAAGGUUUCAAGUUGCCUCAGCCAGAUAAUUCUGUACCGGUACCGGUGAAACUGGCUCGAUCCAGCCAAAACCAGUUUCUCCUGAGUUCGAGGUUCAUUGCAGUUUAAUCUAGUUCGAACCACGUUUAACCAGUUGGUCCGAACCGCUGUGUGAGAGUUUGUUUUCAUCGAAACAGCGUUUAUUAUUGAAGGUUAGCGAACAAAGUGUAAAAGAAUCUUAACCGCGCGUACAUGGUUUGUUCCCAAAAAAAUGGCUCGCUUCUGCAAAUACAGAAAAAAGGAAAUCUUCAAUCAUAAAAUAUAUUCCAAUGAAUCGAAUGCCAAUUUUUGAUGUACACUUCAGAAGUCAAAAUUUUGUUGAUUCUCUGUGCUUUCUCAUUGCGAAAUAAAAGUUUUUAUUAAUUUUGUAUCCUCUUGCAAAGAAUAAAACUGAAACGAACCCGCUUAUAUGUAACUUGAAUGAAUAGGGAAAAAUGCAAAAUAAUAGUUUUUUAUUUGGAAAUAUAGAGUAUUUGAAAAAUUAUACAAAAUUUUUCAAUAAUGGAAACCUUAAUUUUGUAAAAACAUUUUUUUAUUAGACUUUAAGUAAAUUAGUCAAAAUUGUUAUUUAUAAAAAAAUGUACAUUUUCGAAUCGUAUUUCCCCUGCUUUUACAUUCUCAUAUUCUGUGUUAUUUUGUUUUGUAUCAAAUAAUGUGUUGUAGUUGAUUGAAAAUUCAUUACAAUGAUUCGUUACGACACUUCUCUCAUUCGUGUGUCUUCGUCAAUGUUUCAAUUCGCUGUUACAAAGAUGAUGUAUAUAUAAAUAUUCAAUCAUUUGUUACAGUAACAAUAAAUUCCAGCAGAUUUGUCAGAAUAA